AUGAGCGCCUCGGCUGAUGUGUAUCGAGUCUUACAAGUGGAUGAUGAAGGAGGACAAGGCUCUAGCGGAAAGCGUAUUAGUGACCUCUCUGGUCCACUGGCUCAAGGGAACUUUUCGAUUUUUUACAUGUCGAUUUAUCAAACAGAUUUUGUAUUGGUGAAAGAAAGACGUUUGAAGCAGGCAGUACAGCUACUGCAGCAACAUGACUUUGAGUUCGAUCUAGAGUCUGUAGACCAAUAUUUAGGCGGAUCGCCACCACCCAUGUACCCAUCGGAAAAGGAUAAACUUUCAUUAGAGAGUGAUACAUCUCUUUUACUUGAAGAUGCAUUCGAAAGAUCCGUCUUGUCUGACGAGCUUCAGUGUGUUGGUUUAAAUCCCCAUUAUCGGUCGGACUGGGCAAUGACCGUGCUCAAAAUCUUAUCUUACCCUGAAUUGAUCAAAUCUGAUGAAAUCAGUGAUGGUAUAUCUCUCAUCGCUAAUCAACACAUUUUGAAUCUUUUUGACUCGGAUGUCAUUUUCCAAGAUGAAGCAUCCCAAACUUAUCGCGUAAUACAAGUCAAUUUAGCUGGAUCUAAUUUAGACCGUUGCGGUAUCGUGUGGUCCAUCUCGCAUCCUUUGGCUGCCGAGGCACAUAUCAAUUUGUUAUAUCUCAGUACAUACAAAAGCGCCAACGUUUUGGUCUCUUCCGAGGAUAUUGGCAAAGCAGAGCAGAUUCUUACGGAUGAUUUUGAACAUUUCAAGGGCAUGCUUGCUGAACUCGCUUUAGAACCAACAUUAUAG
Molecule: messenger RNA, 780 nt
Organism: Mycotypha africana
Lineage: Eukaryota; Fungi; Mucoromycota; Mucoromycetes; Mucorales; Mycotyphaceae
Exons: 5
Coding region: 1-780 (259 amino acids)
Biological process (GO): regulation of intracellular signal transduction; cellular response to L-arginine
Cellular component (GO): cytosol
Source: RefSeq, a predicted model, not a curated record